Messenger RNA from Closterium sp. Naga37s-1, 2352 nucleotides. The record is from the annotation of a GenBank genome assembly. Lineage: Eukaryota; Viridiplantae; Streptophyta; Zygnematophyceae; Desmidiales; Closteriaceae.
AUGGCGCCGGGUCUUGUCCUGCGAGCCGCGCUCGCGUGUCUGUUCGCGGCUGUUGGCGCGCUCGCAGGCCCGUCGAAAUCAUGCCCUAGCAAGAUCAACGAAUGCCCCGUUUGCCCUUCCGACUCCGUCGUUUCUUCUUCCUCCUCCUCCUCCUCGGCCGUGUUCCAGCCGAAGAGCUCUGAGUUACUGGGAGUUCUCAAGGGCAGUUUCGUCGCACACGCGUCGCUGACCAACAAGAAGUCGACUGCGACGCUGCUGAACCCGUCGCAGAAGACGGCGGCCGUGACGAUCAAUCGGUGCUGCGUGUCGUGCAGCGAGCGCGAGGAUUGCGCGUACUGGACGUGGAAGAAGAACAAGAAAAGCAACACAGGAAUCUGCAGUCUCUUCGGCGCUGACCAGUGCUCGACGCACAAGUCCCUCGCAAAGGUCAACAAGUGGCAGCCCGACACCAGUACCGGCGUUGUCUCCUUUAAGCGCUGCCUCGCUACAAGCUCCAGCUCCACCGGCGCCGGCAGCGCGUCUGCCGGUGAACCUCUCGCAGGGACCGACUCCACCAGCAGCGGGGACAGCAGCGCCAAAAGCGGCGGCAGCGUGAAGCGGUACAACACGACUUGCCCCGCGUUCCCGUGCCUGCCUGCCUGCCCGUCCGCCGUCGAUCUUCCGGACAUCACGGAUUCGAAGGGCCCCGCGUUUCCCGGCGCGUUUCGCGGGAAGCUGUACGAGCACUACUCGCAGGCGACGGGGCCGACUCUGGUGGAGGACGCGGGGCUGAAGAGCAUCGGCGAGUGCUGCGAGUACGCCGCAUCGCAGUUCAUGUACGACGUGACGUACUGGUCGUGGGAACAGAGCGACUCGACGGACUCCGGCCCGCUGUCUGUCACUCAACACCCUCACUACCCCACUCCUCCCUCACUCGUUCACCAUCUUCUCUCCCAUUCUCUUCUCUUUCCUCCCUCUCUUCCCAAUCUUUCGCCUCUCCUCCCUCCCAUCAGGUCGCUUUCUAACCCUUCUCCCCCUCAUUCCCCCCAUUCUUCCCCUCAUUUCCCAGCCUGCUCCUCCUCAUUUCCCCUCCUGCUCCUUCUCACUUCCCCCACUGCUCCCCCUCAUUUCCCCUCCUGCUCCUUCUCACUUCCCCCACUGCUCCCCUUCAUUUCCCCUCCUCCUCCCUCUCAUUUCCCCCCUUACUCCUCUCAUCUCCCCCCCUCCUCCCUCUCAUUUCCCCCCUUGCUCCUCUCAUCUCUCCCCCUCCUCCCUCUCAUUUCCCCCCUUGCUCCUCUCAUCUCUCCCCCUCCUCCCUCUCAUUUCCCCCCUUGCUCCUCUCAUCUCUCCCCCUCCUCCCUCUCAUUUCCCCCCUUGCUCCUCUCAUCUCUCCCCCUCUCCCUCUCAUUUCCCCCCUUGCUCCUCUCAUCUCUCCCCCUCCUCCCUCUCAUUUCCCCCCUUGCUCCUCUCAUCUCUCCCCCUCCUCCCUCUCAUUUCCCCCCUUGCUCCUCUCAUCUCUCCCCCUCCUCCCUCUCAUUUCCCCCCUUGCUCCUCUCAUCUCUCCCCCUCCUCCCUCUCAUUUCCCCCCUUGCUCCUCUCAUCUCUCCCCCUCCUCCCUCUCAUUUCCCCCCUUGCUCCUCUCAUCUCUCCCCCUCUCCCUCUCAUUUCCCCCCUUGCUCCUCUCAUCUCUCCCCCUCCUCCCUCUCAUUUCCCCCCUUGCUCCUCUCAUCUCUCCCCCUCCUCCCUCUCAUUUCCCCCCUUGCUCCUCUCAUCUCUCCCCCUCCUCCCUCUCAUUUCCCCCCUUGCUCCUCUCAUCUCUCCCCCUCCUCCCUCUCAUUUCCCCCCUUGCUCCUCUCAUCUCUCCCCCUCCUCCCUCUCAUUUCCCCCCUUGCUCCUCUCAUCUCUCCCCCUCCUCCCUCUCAUUUCCCUUCCAUUCUCCCUUCCACGCUCUCCCAUCGCCAUGCCUUAAUUUCUCAUCCCCCCUCCUUCCAGGGUCAUCUCACCUCCCAUGAGAUCCCACUCGCUCCUUCAGUCCCUGCCCAUACUGCCGCCGCUGCUGCCUUUGCCGGAGCUGCCUCUGCUGCCACACCCAGUGUUCCUUCCUUUGCUCCUACUGGACCUAGCAUUUGUGGAGCAAAUGUAGCAGCAGCUCCCACGAGGAGUUGGAGCUGGGAUGAUCUUGCAAGAACAGCGGCAGGUGCAUGGGCAGCAACAGCAGAACCAAGAGCGAGUGAGCCCUGCUGCGGUCUCACAGCCGAGCGCGCUCAUGAGUGCGCAAGCCGCAGGAGAUGCAGCAUGCGGGGUCUCUCACGCUGGGUGCACACUAUCGAAGCAGCCAUGUCAGCAGUGGACUGGGGAGCGAGCAGGGUGUGA